AUGUUUCUUCUGCUGUCUGCACUCCAAGUCCUGGCUGUAGCCAUUGCCCAGAACCCAGGGGAUGACAACAAGGUAAUUGGAGGCUAUUCCUGCAUCCGGAACUCCCAGCCGUGGCAGGUGGCUCUCCUGGCUGGGGCUGGACGUCGGUUCUUGUGUGGAGGGGUCCUGCUGUUGGACCAGUGGGUCCUCACCGCCGCUCACUGUGCCCGCCCGAUCCUUUAUGUUUCCCUGGGCAAGCACAACCUCAGGAGGUGGGAGGCCACCCAGCAAGUGCUGCACGUGCAGCGCCAGGUGCCACACCCAAGUUACAACGCCCGGACUCACGACAGCGACCUGAUGCUGCUGCGGCUGCGGCAGCGAGCACGCAUAGGGAGGGCAGUGAGACCCAUCGGCCUGGCCCGGUCCUGCGCCAGCCCCGGAACAUCCUGCCUUGUGUCAGGCUGGGGCACCACAUCCAGCCCUAUAGCCAGGUACCCUAGUGCUCUACAGUGCGUCAAUAUCAACAUCUUCUCAGAUCAAGCUUGCCAGCAGGCCUAUCCUAACGCCAUCACUGAAGGCAUGGUCUGCGCUGGAGUCCCCCAGGGCGGAAGGGACUCUUGUCAGGGUGACUCCGGGGGCCCCCUCGUGUGUGGAGGACAGCUCCAGGGGCUCGUGUCCUGGGGGAUGGAGCGCUGCGCCAUGGCUGGCUACCCCGGGGUCUACACCAACUUGUGCAAGUACCGAAGCUGGAUCCAGAGAACGAUGCAGGGUCAGUGA
Octodon degus (degu) is the source of this 756-nucleotide messenger RNA. RefSeq names its product kallikrein related peptidase 14 (gene Klk14). The coding region runs from base 1 to 756 and encodes 251 amino acids. Gene Ontology annotation, biological process: seminal clot liquefaction; epidermis morphogenesis; proteolysis. NCBI's taxonomy places the organism in Eukaryota, Metazoa, Chordata, Mammalia, Rodentia, Octodontidae. Gene Ontology annotation, molecular function: serine-type endopeptidase activity. The record is from RefSeq and is a predicted model, not a curated record. The transcript is spliced from 5 exons.